Messenger RNA from Perognathus longimembris pacificus (Pacific pocket mouse), 1440 nucleotides. It is a transcript of the gene Gpr37l1, whose product is annotated as G protein-coupled receptor 37 like 1. NCBI's taxonomy places the organism in Eukaryota, Metazoa, Chordata, Mammalia, Rodentia, Heteromyidae. Gene Ontology annotation, cellular component: signaling receptor complex; plasma membrane. Gene Ontology annotation, molecular function: G protein-coupled peptide receptor activity. The record is from RefSeq and is a predicted model, not a curated record. Gene Ontology annotation, biological process: positive regulation of MAPK cascade; adenylate cyclase-inhibiting G protein-coupled receptor signaling pathway.
AUGGGGUGGCGGUGGCCCCUGGCCGUCUCUCUGGCGGCGGUGCUGGCUGUGGGGCUGGGCAGGGCCUCUGGGGGUGCUCCCCUGCCCUCGGGUGGGCACAGCACCGGGGCCCAGGAGCCGCCGGGCCGGGCCAGGAGGGGCGCCCAGGCCGAGGGGCCGAAGGAGGUGCAGCAGUACGCUCCGGAGGAGUGGGCCGAGUACCCGCGGCCGAUCCUCCCCGCCAGCCUGCGGCCCACCGGGCCUCCGGUGGCCACCAGCCCCGACCCACACAAGAACGGGGGCAGCCCCGGCGGUGGGCAGGAGCCACGGGGCAACCUGACGGGGACCCCGGGUCAGAGGCUGCGGAUCCAAAACCCCCUGUACCCGGUGACGGAGAGCUCCUACGGCGCCUACGCCAUCCUGCUGCUGGCCCUGGUGGUGUUCGCCGUGGGCAUCGUGGGCAACCUGUCGGUCAUGUGCGUGGUGUGGCACAGCUACUAUCUGAAGAGCGCCUGGAACUCCAUCCUGGCCAGCCUGGCCCUCUGGGAUUUCCUCGUCCUCUUUUUCUGCCUGCCCAUCGUCAUCUUUAACGAGCUCACCCAGCAGAGGCUUCUGGGGGACAUUUCCUGUCGAGCUGUGCCCUUCAUGGAGGUCUCCUCCCUGGGAGUCACCACCUUCAGCCUCUGUGCCCUGGGGAUCGACCGCUUCCACGUGGCCACCAGCACCCUGCCCAAGGUGAGGCCCAUCGAGCGGUGCCAGUCCAUCCUGGCCAAGCUGGCCGUCAUCUGUGGCUCCAUGACCCUGGCGGUGCCCGAGCUCCUGCUGUGGCAGCUGGCGCAGGAGCCAGCCCCCACCGCGGGCACCGUGGACUCGUGUGUCAUGAAGCCCUCGGCCAGCCUGCCCGAGUCCCUCUACUCGCUGGUGAUGACCUACCAGAACGCCCGCAUGUGGUGGUACUUCGGCUGCUACUUCUGCCUGCCCAUCCUCUUCACCGUCACCUGCCAGCUGGUGACGUGGCGGGUGCGGGGACCGCCGGGCAGGAAGCCCGCGUGCCGGGCCGGCCAGCACGGGCAGUGCGAGAGCCAGCUCAACGGCACGGUGGUGGGGCUCACGGUGGUCUACGCCUUCUGCACCCUGCCGGAGAACGUGUGCAACAUCGUGGUGGCCUACCUCUCCACCGAGCUCACCCGCCACACGCUGGACCUGCUGGGCCUCGUCAACCAGUUCUCCGCCUUCUUCAAGGGCGCCGUCACCCCCGUGCUGCUCCUGUGCGUGUGCCGGCCGCUGGGCCGGGCCUUCCUGGACUGCUGCUGCUGCUGCUGCUGCCAGGAGGGCAGCACCCCCGACGCCACGGCCGCCGACGGCCCGGACGGCAAGCUCAAGAGCGAGGUGUCCUCCUCCAUCUACUUCCACAAGCCCAGGGAGUCGCCCCCGCUCCUGCCCCUGGGCACGCCUUGCUGA